Molecule: messenger RNA, 993 nt
Organism: Mangifera indica (mango)
Lineage: Eukaryota; Viridiplantae; Streptophyta; Magnoliopsida; Sapindales; Anacardiaceae
Product: lamin-like protein
Exons: 2
Coding region: 133-642 (169 amino acids)
Cellular component (GO): plasma membrane
Molecular function (GO): electron transfer activity
Source: RefSeq, a predicted model, not a curated record
UCUACUACAGCGAAAACAAAGUCACCAACUUUGUUGUGUUCCCUGAGCUGUCUUGAUAAUAACCCUAUAAAAACCCACCAGCCAGAGCUUCACGCAUUCAACUUUGCACAAACUUGUGAGGAUAAAGGGAGAAUGGCUGUGGCACCAAAAAUGGUGGUAGGGGUGGCUCUAGGGCUGGCAUGGGCCAUGGUGAUGAUUCCUGAGGUGGCUGCAACCAGGUGGCAAGUGGGAGCUAACCGGGGCUGGACUACUAAUGUGAGCUACACAAUUUGGGCUCAGGACAAGCUCUUUAUCAAUGGAGAUUGGCUCUUUUUUGUGUAUGACAGGAACCAGAUGAAUGUGCUAGAGGUGAACAAGACAGACUACGAAUCGUGCAACUCUGAUUAUCCACUUCACAAUUGGAGUACCGGAGCAGGGAGGGACGUGGUUCCACUUAAUGUGACGCGUAAUUACUACUUCGUUAGUGGCAAGGGCUUCUGCUAUGGUGGUAUGAAGUUAGCCGUCCAUGUGAUAAACCCGCCUCCUCCUCCGGUCGCUUCCCCGGUCAAAAGCAGCUCUCCAUCACUCUACCAAUGCAACAUUGUCUUAACAUCUCUUUUUGCCGUUGGCGCCCUGUGGGACACCCUCAUCCGAUUCCGGUAACCAGUACAAGCUAGUAAUAUCUAUCAGGAUACCAGAUUCUACAUUCCUUAACCAAUUUGUGAAAGAUUACCUCUAGAAAUGCUGUGGUGGUUGUUGCUGUGAAUGUUGAGAAAAGACACUUGAAGAUUUGAUUUUAUUUAUUGGAGGAUUUGUCUGCAUAAUUAUGCAAAUGUUUUCUGCUCUUUUGAGUUGUUUUGGGCCACAUGCACCAUGUUUUAAUGCUGUAAAAUAUAGCCAUUGAUUCAGACAGAUCGUCCCUGUCUUUGUUUACUUUACACUCUGGAGAGACAUAGCAUGCCUUUGUUUAGGUGAAAUUGCAGAGAUUCCUGUUGAAAUUUUAAAUACUGAUAC